Molecule: messenger RNA, 3068 nt
Organism: Portunus trituberculatus (swimming crab)
Lineage: Eukaryota; Metazoa; Arthropoda; Malacostraca; Decapoda; Portunidae
Exons: 8
Coding region: 179-1168 (329 amino acids)
Source: RefSeq, a predicted model, not a curated record
UCAGCACGUCACGCGAGUUGGUUGGGACGCUCCCUCGUGCCCCGCCCCGCCUGGGAAACAUUUCUUAAGUUGCCCUGGAAACGAGGACAUCAUUAGUGCGGGAGUUUGACCGACAGGAGGGAGCCAGUGUAGCCUUGCCGCGCGUCCACCGCCGUCACUCAACUCUCAAUAGAACAAGAUGGGGGAGCACCAGGGAGGCGUGGUGGCGCUAGUGGUGGUGAACUUCUUGAUCUUCUGCGGCACUGUAGCCCUCAACCAACUCUCAGCCUUCCCGCAGUUCGCUGGUGGCCUGUUUAUUAGACGUCAGGAACCCGAUGUCUUGUAUGGCCUGGGCGUUCAGUCUCCAGGUAUCUUCAACUCCACGCCGGGCGAAAUGUCAGCCAGGUAUGAGAUCGACGUGACCCCGGCUGGCUUCACCUUCCUCGUGUGGUCUGUCAUCUACGUGUGGCUCCUGCUGGCUCAUCUCUAUGCUCUGAUCCUCCUGUGUCGCCGUAACGCAGUCGGCCCUGUCUAUGUGAGUCCUGGAGUUCUCACCACUGGUUUCCUCGUUACCUACACCCUCAAUCUACUGGCUAACAUUGCCUGGCUCUUCCUGUGGGACAACGAGCUCAUCAUCUACGCGUCGGCUGUCCUGUGGUUCAUCUGCCUCACCAACUGGAUCGCUCUCGGCAUCCUGCAUGGAAAUGUGCACAGCCAUGGCCCGUGGAUGUGCCGCCACGCCAAGGUGGAUUUGUGGAUGUACCGCAUUCUGUGGCACAACGGCAUGGCCACCUACACCACCUGGACCACCAUUGCUGCCCUGCUCAACCUCGGCAUCGCCCUCAGCUACGAGGCGGGACUGGACAUGCAGAUCGUGGUGUACGUGGUCCUGGGAUCGCUCUCCGGCAUCAUGGUUCUCUGGUUCCUGCUGGAGAACACUGUGUUGGAUCGUUUCGUGCGCUACACCAUCACCCCUUACGCUGUUGUGGUGCUGGCCAUGGCGGGGAUCUACGUGAAGCAGUACGCUUCAGCCACCAUGGAGACCGGCUACUUCAUCGUGGUGCUGCUGGGCGUGUCGGUGUUCUGCCUUGUGGCUCGCCUCGGCCUGGUCAUCGUGCGGGGCGUCAAGAGUCCCCUGUACGUGAACAACAAAGUGGGAGACGACCCCGUGCUGAGCUUCGCCGCCUGAUACUGGGGCUACGUGGACACCUCCUCCCCGUCCUCGGCCUCCUCGCACCUCCUCGCCACCUACACCAGCCUGUGAAGAGAGAGAGAGAGAGAGAGAGAGAGAGAGUUUUAUUGUUUUAGUUGUACGGUUCACAUAUACAACUUCAUGUAAUCUUCCACCUUCCUUGGUUUUUAUGGUCAUAUUCUAAUGAGAAUGUUUAUACUACGUAUAUACAAAAUCCUUUAUGUCUAUUCCGGGGGAAGAUUUCAAAGAACUUGUUUUACUGAUAGAAAUAUGCAGCGUACCGUGCUCUCCUGCAGCCGCGCAACACACCUGCGCAGGAUGCAGUGUGUGUGUGUGUGUGUGUGUGUGUAUAUGUGAGUGUGUUUGCAGGCAACCAUGGAGACGUGUAGUCACUAGAGGCAAGCUGUAGGAAACUCCUCGCGCCCCUUCGCCAGUAUCCAGUCAGGUGAACUGUCUAUAUCAUGUCAGUAGUUCAGGAGAAGUGUUUAGUCCAUCAGUCUGUGUAUUAGUGUUGUGUAAAUAAGAGUAGUCGGUAAGGCAGGCCCACCACUAACCGGCGAGUCCGCCACUGCCAUCACCACCUGACGGAUACAAACACGGCGAGGCGGCGGCACUAGGGCUAUCCUAACAUAAAGUCAGCGCAUGAUGACAGUAACAGAGGAAGACCCAUGAGGUGUUAAGAAAUAAGUAUCAGGGGGUUGAAGGAAGGGAUCGAGAAGGUUAAAUGCAUAAGUGGAAUGAAUCCCUCCCGCAUGAAACAUAACGAAGCUCCAGAUCGCCUGCUGAGAUCACGAGUGAAAGAGAAGUGCUGGGUGAGGGCGGAGAAGGGCGAGGGUGGUGAGGUGCUCACACGAUGCACGAGUAUUGGUGGAAUCUGGGCUAUUGAAAGAAGCAAUGGGGAACCAGAAUGGGUUGAGGACGUGUGACAAUUACUUGUGUAACAGAAAAGAAAAAAGCGAAGAAGCGAGGCAUUCUUUUUUUUUUCAAGAAAAUUGUCGAAUGUUUUACACUACACUAUCAUGUGGUGCACGUACUCAUAUUUCAAAUCCCUGUACAGUUUUUUUUUUUUUUUGUAAACACAUAUAAGAUUAGAUCAAUAAAAUUAUUCCCCCCCAUAAAAUGUUCUCCCCUCCCCACCGCCUCUACACCAGCCACGCUGUGACACCUGGUGGGCCGUGUCGUGCCCUGCGCUGUGACUCACGUGACUCGCAUAUUCAUUAGUGUCAUGGCUGGCAGCUGCAGGUCGCAGUGGUCCUUACGGUGCCUCUUAUUGUUUAGACUAUAUUAUUUUUAUUAUUCAUAUUAUUAUCUUCAAUUAUUCCAAAGCAGUGUAACGAUGGAGCGUGUGGCAGACUGAGGCUAAGGAAGAUACGUGGAGCGGUGUGAUAACCAAUCUGAAUUUUGUUAUUACAGUCUUGUGAAAUUAAUGGGGACAUUUAGUAACAGCUGUGAAAAUUGAAUAGACUGAUAGACAUUUUUGGCAAGCGAGACGCUGAACCGCCGCGCCACACUGACUGUGGUGCUAAUGAAUUGUUCUUCACAGGAAAAGCUCAAUGAAAGUUUUUUUUUUUUCAAGAAUAUGAUGCACCGUGUGUGUGUGUGUGUGUGUGUCCUCGCCUGCGACCAGAGGGCGUGCCGAGGGCGUGGUGGCGUCACGGUUGUUACUGUGCAUGGGUGAGCGCGCCAUCACCCUCACCACCUUCUCCCGAAGAAAGACAAUGCCAGAAUUUGAUUUUCAUUGUACAUAUUAUUAUCUUUUUUUUUAUAUAAAUAUAUAUAUAUAUAGAAUAAGGAAUAGAAAAAAAUAUGAGCCCUGUUAUACAAAUUAAUUACAUAAUGGAUACGAUAUUUGAAAGAAAAUUCCCACAAAGGUCAAUAAAACAUACUCUUGUGAUGA